This is a messenger RNA of Mytilus trossulus (common blue mussel), 634 nucleotides long. RefSeq lists its product as uncharacterized. Lineage: Eukaryota; Metazoa; Mollusca; Bivalvia; Mytilida; Mytilidae. Gene Ontology annotation, biological process: DNA integration; DNA recombination. Bases 2 to 634 code for a protein of 210 amino acids. The record is from RefSeq and is a predicted model, not a curated record. Gene Ontology annotation, molecular function: DNA binding. The transcript has 2 exons.
GAUGUCGUCAUUUCUUCUCAACUCAAGAAGUAACAAUACAAACAAGACAUACUUUUCAAGUUUCAACAGAUGGAGCGCAUUUAUCAAAGAACAUGGUUUUAAUAAUUUACCCGCUGCUCCUAUGCACGUCGCAUUGUACAUAACUAAUUUGAUAGACAAAAACUGUUCUCCUACCGUUAUUAAUAGUGCUAUUUAUUCUUUGAAAUGGGUACAUGAGCUGAAUGGUUUUGCUGACCCUACUGACAAUUCUUUCGUUAAAUCAUUACAAGAAUCAGCCAAGCGCUUAAAUGGAAAACCUGUUAACAAAAAGGAGCCUGUUAGUAUCGACAUUAUUAUUGAACUAUGUACAAAAUUCAAAGAUUCUAAUGAUUUAUUAAUUGUAAGAGAUUUAGCAAUGAUAGUGUUAAGUUUUUCAGGAUUUCUCCGUUUCGACGAGCUUAGUUCUUUAAAAUGUAAAGACGUAACUGUGUAUGAUGAAUUUUUGAAAUUAUUUAUUUCUCAUAGCAAAACGGACCAAGUUGAAGGCCAUUACUCUGUAGAGAAACGUGUUUAUGAGUAUGAUGGUUUAACAGGAGGAACAGUGAAUAGUGUGAUGGUGCUGACAGGGAAAGAUAUACAUCUGGAAAAUGUCUGA